GAAAAAACGUCGAAGAUGAACAAUGAUAUCGUAAUAGAUUCCCACGACAAAUUCGUUUGGACCACUUUUCAGACGGAAUUCGUUGUACAACAUGAAGAACACGUAGUAGCCAUCAGCGGGUCUCUGGUAGAAAUUGGCCAAUGGAACAUUCGACAGGCUUUAAUGUUAGAUGAAAAACCAGAAAACUCUGGAAAAUGGAUAGUAUCACUCCAUGUACCUGCUAAUGUAAAAUUCGAAUGGAAGUGGGUAGUGGUAUGGCGGAACACCCGCAUCGCUUUCCGAUGGGAGGAGCGUCAGAAUAGAGUAACAGAAGUCGGGGAGCGCGGUUUCGUGUGUCACGCCUACUGGAAUUGUGAUCCGACAUACGAAUUCCUACCAGAAUCACCGAGUAUCAACACAGAUAAAGGUGAUAACUGGACAGCUGAAGAUGAUAAACUGCUAGAAAAGCUUCCUGAUGAUGAGACACUCGAUGAUAAACAGAGUCGUAAAAACGUUUUUGUAAUUGCUAAUUACAUCCGUGAUCUGGGCUGCCUGGUAUCAUGGUCACUGCAGAGUCUCAAAACCAAAGUGAUGUCAUUCUUUUAUGGAGUGGGAGGACUUUUCCGGCGGAGCAAUUAA
Molecule: messenger RNA, 618 nt
Organism: Saccostrea cuccullata (small rock oyster)
Lineage: Eukaryota; Metazoa; Mollusca; Bivalvia; Ostreida; Ostreidae
Product: starch-binding domain-containing protein 1-like
Exons: 3
Coding region: 16-618 (200 amino acids)
Molecular function (GO): starch binding
Source: RefSeq, a predicted model, not a curated record